AUGACGACUCCUCCUAAAUCCGAAGAGAAAUCCAACCGCCCAAAUUCACCGAGACCGCAACUCGAAGGUUGGAGGGAGGAUCUGCAGAGCCAUGAACAGGUCGCCAUCGGACAAGAGAGGGAAAGAUCGGAGGCGGAGAUGAAGGCAUUUCUCGAUGACAUUGAAGAGAAGAUAGACGGACCAAAGGAUAUAAGAGGGCAGGAGACGUGA
Molecule: messenger RNA, 210 nt
Organism: Letharia lupina
Lineage: Eukaryota; Fungi; Ascomycota; Lecanoromycetes; Lecanorales; Parmeliaceae
Exons: 2
Coding region: 1-210 (69 amino acids)
Source: RefSeq, a predicted model, not a curated record